Chara braunii is the source of this 1089-nucleotide messenger RNA. Lineage: Eukaryota; Viridiplantae; Streptophyta; Charophyceae; Charales; Characeae. The record is from the annotation of a GenBank genome assembly.
GGUGAGGUACAACUUCGAGCGCUGACCUGCACGAAUGGUGUACUUCUCGGACGAGGACUUUGAGGGGUACUUUCUGGUCAGUGCCGAGGACAACAAGAAAGACCUGAAGGCCCCUCCGAGACAGCUCAAACUCUCCAUGAGAGACAUUCGGUGGUGUUGGAAGGAAUUGGGUUACCCGAAAGUUGUUAUGGGUAACCCCAGCGGGAAACAGGCGCAGGUGGAGGCAUGGCGAAGAUUUUGUGCGGAGGCGCUCCACAGGACGCCGUACAAUCACUUGUGGACUCUUGCCGAUGACAAGACCGAGCAAGGAAUCAAGAAACAGAACGCUGCCCUUCGAUCCUAUUUCCCGCUCGCGAUGGCAGGGAAAAGCGCAUGGGAAACCGGGAUGGAAUUUUUCGAGAGAUGGGAAACGGGCAGACUGCUGGCACCGGAAGCAGCGAAGUGGAUCGCGAAGAAGAAGAAGUUGCAGGGCCUCAGGCCAGGUGUGAGCCACAUCGAAAAUGAGAAGGACGGGCGAAAGUCAGAGGAGGCAGGGACGGAGGAAGGUGCUACGUCUGUUCAUACAGACGACCGCUCCUUGGGAUCCGCCUUGAUGCGGCUGCAAGGAGCCGAGUCGCGUGAGACUGACAGGGGUGAAGAAUGGGUGCAAGUCGAGGGCGGAGAAGAAGGGGGAGAAUGGGAGGAGGGGGGAGAAGGAGACGAAGGGCGAGAGAAGGAGUUGAUUACAUUGCGCGACGGGGAAGACGGUGAAGAAGGAGGACUCAGUAUUACAGACGAGGAAAGGGUGGAUGCCAGAGACGAGGAUGUAUGUGGGGAGACACUUGAUUCGUUCGGUCUGGUGUACGCCAGACCAGGUGAAGGUGAUAUCGACGACGACACGACGACGAUUGAGAUGGAGAAGCAGGUGGUUAGUGGCCUUUUCGUGGACCACGAAGAAUAUGACGCCCACCGCCUAGCAACGGCGGUGCAUCCCCCCGACGGGUGCCACGAGGCUAUCAUGACAGUGAGCCCGACGAAAAACGACUCGCCGUCUUAGCGUCAACGAGGUCAUCGAUAGCAUACUGGGCGACGUGCAAGCUAAAACACUUC